GGGAGUGGUUUGGAGUGAGGCUGUAUAACGGGCAGGCCAGCAUGGGCCACCCUCAGCCUGGACCUGGAGCUGGCUCUGGAGAAUUCCAGCACUGAUGGCUCCACAGACUGGUCCCAGUGAGAAAGGGACCAGAUCCAUCCCAGCCUUUCCACAGCUUUUCACUUGGGAAGAGAUCAGGACCCGCAACGGCCGUGAGCAAGGCCAGGAGCAGUGGCUCGUGGUUGACAGGAAGGUUUAUGAUGUCAGCACGUUUUCCAAGAGACAUCCCGGGGGCAGCCGGGUUAUCAGCCACUAUGCUGGGCAGGAUGCCACGGAUGCCUUCGUGGCAUUUCACAAUGACAAGUCCCUGGUGAAAAAGUACCUGAAAUCUCUGCUGAUUGGGGAGCUGGCACCAGAUCAACCCAGCUUUGAGUCUAAUAAAAAGAAAUCCCUCUUGGAGGAUUUUCGUGAGCUGCGCUGCACCAUUGAGAAGAUGGGACUUCUGAGGCCAAAUUACUUCUUCUUCUUCCUGAUUUUCCUUCACCUCCUCGUGCUGGAUGCUGCAUCCUGGCUUGUGGUCUGGUACUUUGGCAUAUCCCUGGUGCCCUUCCUGGCUGGCAUGGUGUUCUUCACCACUGCCCAGAUCCAGAUGGGCUGGUUCCAGCACGAUCUGGGGCACUGCUCUGUCUUCAGGAAGCCCAGGUGGAAUCAUCUCCUGCAGACCGUGGUGAUAAACAUGCUGAAGGGGCUGCCUGCCAGCUGGUGGAACCAUCUGCACAACCAGCACCAUGCCAAGCCCAACUGCUUCCGCAAGGACCCCGACCUCAACAUGCACCCUCUGCUCUUCAGCCUGGGAAGGACCCUCUCCGUGGAGCUUGGAAAGCAGAAGAAGAAGUUCAUGCCUUACAAUUACCAGCACAAGUAUUUCAUCUUGCUGGCCCCACUCGCCCUCAUACCCUUCUUCCAGCUGUCAAUAUUCUACUUUGCAAUCAAGAGGAAAAAGUGGUUGGACCUGAUAUUGAUUGUGGCUUUCAAUGUCCGAAUCUGCCUCAUGUACGUUCCUUUAAUGGGAUUUAAAAAUUUCAUGGUGUACUACUGGCUGUCCAGAUACUUUGAGAGUACCUGGUUUAUUUGGGUGACCCAGAUGAACCACAUCCCAAUGAAUAUUGAUUAUGACAAGAACAAAGACUGGGUGUCUACUCAGCUCCACGCAACCUGCAACGUGAAGCAGUCUGUGUUCAACGACUGGUUCACUGGGCACCUGAACUUCCAAAUCGAACACCACCUGUUCCCCACAAUGCCUCGGCACAACUACUGGAAAGUGGCUCCCCUGGUGAAAAGCCUCUGUGACAAGCAUGGCAUUGAGUACAAAACCAAGACUCUGCUGACAGCCUUUAUAGAUAUUUUGCAUUCCCUGAAGGAUUCUGGGGACCACUGGCUGGAAGCAUAUCUGUAUGGAUAGAAACUGGCAACUCUCCAAGGGAAUCCCUUCACCACACAACUGCUGCUAAGAGCCAGGACACACCAUCCCUGUGCAUGUCCUCAGGCAUAGGAACUGAGGAGCUGGGCAAAGCUAAUUUCAGUAAGAAUCAAAUGGGAAAGUGGCUUCAAGAUACAUUUUUACCUUGUUCCCAACCUCUGUGGGAGCCUCUGUUUUUUCCUGCUCAAUCUCAGAAUUCAGAGAUGGGCUUUUAAACUCGGGGAGAAGUAGCUCUUGAAUCAGCUUGAUCAGUUUAACUUUAUUGGAAGUGUCAGUUCCUUGCUUAUGGAAGAGAGAAAGUUCUUCUCAGAGUCAUAGAAUCCUGGAAUGAUUUGGGUUGGAAGGGACCUUAAAGAUCAUCUUGCUCUACCCCCUGCCAUGGGCAGGGACA
Molecule: messenger RNA, 1850 nt
Organism: Cyanistes caeruleus (blue tit)
Lineage: Eukaryota; Metazoa; Chordata; Aves; Passeriformes; Paridae
Product: acyl-CoA (8-3)-desaturase-like
Biological process (GO): lipid metabolic process
Cellular component (GO): membrane
Molecular function (GO): oxidoreductase activity, acting on paired donors, with oxidation of a pair of donors resulting in the reduction of molecular oxygen to two molecules of water
Source: RefSeq, a predicted model, not a curated record